Messenger RNA from Hypomesus transpacificus, 1836 nucleotides. RefSeq names its product UDP-GlcNAc:betaGal beta-1,3-N-acetylglucosaminyltransferase 9 (gene b3gnt9). Gene Ontology annotation, molecular function: hexosyltransferase activity. Gene Ontology annotation, cellular component: membrane. NCBI's taxonomy places the organism in Eukaryota, Metazoa, Chordata, Actinopteri, Osmeriformes, Osmeridae. The transcript has 3 exons. The record is from RefSeq and is a predicted model, not a curated record. Bases 361 to 1767 code for a protein of 468 amino acids.
UCUCCCAUCUUGUCCUUCUGUUAUUGCCUCCAUCUCCUCCCCCUCUUUAGAUUCCCUCUGCGUCUCCAGUUGCUGCGCUGGCAUCUGGCUCCCGGCUCUGGCUCCAGCAGACUCCCAUUGCGUCACGUGGGCAGAAGGAAAGUAGCUCUCCAGAGCUGACUGCAGUUUUGGUAAAGAAACCAGAUGUGCGGGAUUGGCAGCAUCCAUGACUGUCUUCUUUGACAACGUUUCUCGCUCUUGGAGUGAAGAGCCCCAUAAGGAUGGGCGGAGGGGAGGAACCCCUCAAACAGACCUAUAGAUAGGCAGACAGACAGGAAGUCCACCUGCAGUCCAGAAGGACACUGAUCCGUAACCCAGGUCAUGAUGAGGAGGGUCCACGUCAAGGGGGAUGUGCUAUGCACCCUGCUGCUGCUGGUGGUGCUUUGUGCGCUGCUCUAUGCCCACCAGGGCCUCAGCCCCUCCUGGGAGUGGAGCCUCCAGCUGUCCUCCCCCAGCUCCAGAGCCCUGCUGGGAGCACCGUCGGACCCUCAAGGGGGCGCACGGCCCCCCUCCAAACCCUCAGACGCCCCCCCGCGCUGCCAGCCUGACGCCCAGACCAGAAACAAGCCCCAGGCCGCGUCCAAGCCCAAACAGGCCAAACCCAAAGUCCAGUCCAAGGCCAAGUCUCCGGGGAAGUGGAAGGGCAAAAAGGGGGCGCCAACCAAGCCUUCGGCUGCUGCUUUGCCCACCAGGCCUCCCUUUGACUUCCAGGCCUACCUGAGAGAGAAGGACCACAGGAGCUUCCAGCUCCUCAUCGACCAGCCGGAGAAGUGCUCCGUCCAGGGAGGCAGCACCCCCGACCUGCUCAUUGCCGUCAAGUCCGUGGCAGUCGACUUCGACAAGAGGCAGGUGGUGCGUCGGACGUGGGGUCAGGAGGGGCUUCUGGGGGACGGGGUGACCGUCCGGACUGUGUUCCUCCUGGGCGUCCCCAGAAACCAGAGUGCCCUGCCUCUCUGGGACCGGCUGCUGGCCUACGAGAGCCAAACCUUCCGAGACAUCCUGCUGUGGGACUUCCAGGACACCUUCUUCAACCUCACCCUCAAGGAGACCCACUUCCUGCAGUGGGUCAACACUUCCUGUCCCGGCGUGCGCUUCAUCUUCAAAGGCGACGCCGACGUGUACGUCAACGUGGAGAACAUCCUGGAGAUGCUGAAAGGUCAGAGGUCGGACACCGACCUGUUUGUCGGCGACAUCAUAUUCAACGCCCGGCCGAUACGCCGGCGAAGCAGCAAGUACUUUGUGCCCGAGUUCAUGUACGGAGGGUCCAUGUACCCAUCCUAUGCUGGGGGCGGAGGCUUUGUCAUGUCUGGCUUCACGGCCUGCCGCCUCUCCUCCGCCUGCCAGCAGGUGGAGCUGUUCCCCAUCGACGACGUGUUCCUGGGCAUGUGCCUGCAGAGGAUCGGCCUCAAGCCCACGCGCCACGAGGGCUUCCGGACCUUUGGGAUUGUGCGGCCCUCCGCCGCGCCCCACCUGCAGGUGUUCGACCCCUGCUUCUACCGGGAGCUGAUGGUGGUGCACAGCCUGACGGUGCCGCAGAUCUGGCUGAUGUGGAGCCUCCUCCACGAUCCGAAACUCACCUGCCACUCGCGCCUGGCCCCUACACCCUGGCCCUUCCAGUGGAGGAGGAAGGGUUCACCCAUGGCUGGGGGCUCCCGGAAGCCAGAGGACCACGAGGAGCAGGAUUAUGGGGUACGAUGGGACAACUACAAGGUAUUUGUAAAGCAUUGAGGCCCCGCUAGGGGAGGCUGGCCCGGGAGGUGAGAGGCAGAGAGGAUGGGGGACGAGGUCCAGGGAGGA